AUGUUAAGGACAUUAUUAUUAUUAUUAGUAUUGUCAUUUCCUCUAGCAUUUUCAUUACCUGAUCAAUCUCAAUCUUGUGUCACCAAUAUGAAUAUUCCCUUUACAGGAUAUAAAAUUGAAUACCAACUAAAUCUCCAGAGAUUUGAAGGAAGUUAUCAUUUACUUUAUUGUAACGAUAAUAAAUUAUUAUAUGAUGUCAAUCUAAAUAAUUCAAUUCCUUGGACAUUACCUAUUAAUUUUAGUUCAUUAUCAUCGGAGAAUUCUAAUACGUUGGUUCUUGCUCGCCGUAAAUCAUUUGCAUUAAGAAGUAUCCCCAUCUUUAUGCCUAAUACAUUGAUUGGUUCAUUGUAUUAUGGAGAAGGUUUGGAUAAUAUUCAAUUCAAACCAUUGAAUAACACUUCCACUUUGCAAUCAAUUCCAUUAUUAGCAUCAAAUAUAUUUCGCAAUUGGGUAGAAUUGAAUUAUAAAUUGAACUUUAUUUAUCAUGUGCCAAUAUUGACUACUCCUGGUGUUGAUUCUAAACGAUUCAAUUUUGGGUUUUUCGAAAGUAACAAAAUCGAAAAUAAUUGGAAUAAAUAUAUAUCCAUUCAAGAAGAGUAUAAUUAUAAUUACGAUUCUCGAGUCUUUAUUAGACACGCUAUUGAUAAUGCAUUAGGUCAUGUGAGUUUGAUGAUUAAUGGUAGCAAACUAUUAAGAUGGAAAUUUAAUCAAAUAAAUCUAAGUGGCAAGGAAACAGCGAUUGCUGAUAAGAUUUGGUGGAAGUUCAUACUACUAUCGAGAGUAAUGAAGGAAGAUGUUUUUUCAAAUAUGAUUCGAAAAUUUGAUAGUUUUUUUAGGUACUAA
Molecule: messenger RNA, 843 nt
Organism: Candida albicans SC5314
Lineage: Eukaryota; Fungi; Ascomycota; Pichiomycetes; Serinales; Debaryomycetaceae
Exons: 1
Coding region: 1-843 (280 amino acids)
Source: RefSeq, a predicted model, not a curated record